AGACCUUGACCCUGAAGCGCGACAGGUGCAUGGGUUUGGUUCGACGUAGCUAGGCGCGGCCCUUUUUUUUUGUUGUGCUUGAUACUUGGUCGGAUGCGAGAGUCUCUCUAAUUCCGUCUCUUUUCUAUGGUUGAUGUGGUUGCAGAUAAGGAGAGCCUGAGCUUCCGAGGGGGUCAGCAUCCAUCCCGUCCGAUGCCGACCGACGCAGUGGCUUCAUCCUCCGGGCCCCCAGCCACUUCUCUGCCGAGAGGGGAACGGGCGACUCCCGAGCCCGAUCUCUCGUCCUCUCCGUCGCUCUCGCCGCAUUCGCCGAGUCCCGGACGCGCCUUCCCUUCGCUGCUCGUGCCCGGAUUCGGGCUGGCCGGACUCCGGGUCAGCUCCGCCGCCCCCUUCUCCCCGCCCGGACUGGAGCGCUACUCGCCGGCCACGGGGAAUCCGGCCAUCAAGCAGAUGGAAAUGAUGACCAGAAACUAUUCCGACUUCAUGCGGUCCCUCGCGGCCAAGUACAACCAGAAUAACGCUCAAGAAAGCUUUCCUAUGUCCCAGAGCAAUGGAAUGGUUCGAGGAUUUGAAUCUACUUUUCCCUACAAAGGUUGCAAUACUCCGUUUAUGGUGAGGAAUAUGGAUGUAGAAGGCAAUGGAAGUGGUUGUUUAUCAACUGGUUUGAACAGAAAAGUUGACAAUCAAAUUUCGCCAACUCCUCACGAAAACAGGAAUAACAAUAACAAUGUUAGUAGUAACAAUUCAGUUAUUAAUCCCGGUGUUGUAUCUUGUGGAAUCUCAGACUUUUCUUCAUCUCAAACUUUAUUGAAUCUAGUUCGGACUGCUAGUGCUCAAAGUGCCUCGCAAUUGGAAAAUUAUUUGAAAGGAGCAGUCAAAAGAAGUGCCGACGGUGAAAACCGCCAUGAUCCGUUAGAUCUUACAGUUGCCAAUAUCAAAAGACCAAGACUGGAGCCUGGUAAUGGUCGUGAUAUUAGGGACUGUCGUGAUCUUCUGCAAUCUGAGGCAGAAGCAGCUUUAGCAAUUGGUGGCGAUUGCCCAGGAAAUCUUAGGACUUCUUCAGUCAGUAGUUCUAGGCCAUCUUGGAUGUCUUUACUAGACAAAAGAAUGCAUUCGUCACCAACAUCUUCAUCAAGGACUUCUCCUAAAAUACAGAACUCGGAACGUUCGCGGUGUGUAUCCCUUUGCAUUGACAAACCGUGUUCUACUCACUCUGAAGCUAGUGAUCUGUCACACUGGACUGUUGAUGAUGUGGUCAAAUUUGUGUCAUCAGUCGAGAUGUGUUCUGAAUACGCAGAGAAAUUUCGGGAAGAAUUCAUCGACGGCUCAAGCUUGCCUUUGUUAACUGAAGAACACUUGAUGAUGAACAUGGGUAUGAAAUUAGGUCCCGCUCUAAAACUGCGUAUGGCGUUAGCCAGAAGAAUUGGACAUUGCGCUGUAUGUAUGCAUUGCGUGCACUGUCAUGGAGAUGACAACACCGAUAUCCGCAGGCACGAAUCAUCGCGAUCGCCCACAGUGAGCAAAUGAUAGCCAUCUGAGAGGAUUAAAUGCUGCCUGCUGCCUUUGAAAGAGAUCAGCACGUGAGUGGUGAAACCAGGCCACUGUAAAAUAUAUCUGGUUACCGUUUCAAUGACCCGCGUCUUCAGAAU
Messenger RNA from Uloborus diversus, 1649 nucleotides. RefSeq lists its product as uncharacterized. Gene Ontology annotation, cellular component: PRC1 complex. Bases 127 to 1527 code for a protein of 466 amino acids. Gene Ontology annotation, molecular function: protein binding. The record is from RefSeq and is a predicted model, not a curated record. The transcript has 3 exons. NCBI's taxonomy places the organism in Eukaryota, Metazoa, Arthropoda, Arachnida, Araneae, Uloboridae.